ACAGAUUGAACUACUAGAAGCAGGUUGCUGUGGAAAGACGCAGAGAUUCCAAGCACGUGUAUUAUGCACCCUUUCAUGGUGGUGUUCUAUUCUUUCGCAGCCUUGUGGCUGUUUAUUAUAGUGGCAGAAGCUGGGUACUGCUGGUUUAAGGUUAACAAGAACGGACGUUGCACAAGAUUUUUCGGAGAAGUAACGUCACGUCAGGAAUGCUGUUCAGACAACAGAGCCACCACAGCCUGGACAUCACAGACCUUAGAGUCCGGACAGCUGUUUUACUUGAGAGUUUUUGGCCGUGGUGUACCUUGUGAGGCUUGUAAAGACUCUUGCGUUGGUGUUAAAUGCCCGGAUGGAAGAGCUUGCAAGAUGAAGCGAGGGAAGCCCAAGUGUGUGUGUAGACCAAAAUGUCCGAAACGGAAACGUCGAAUGGGAGUCGUGUGUGGAAAUGACGGAAAAACCUAUAGAAACAUCUGUAAAUUACUGAAAGUUCGCUGUAGAAAAAACUCAAAUUUAGAAGUAGCAUAUUUCGGUCCAUGUCAAGAUAGCAGCUGUGACAACGUCCAGUGUCCAGGAAAGAUGACUUGCCUUCUUGACCAAUACCAUCAACCUCAUUGUGUACAUUGCAGAAAACACUGUCCAGUUAAAAAACGACCUCGUUUCUUAUGCGGCUCCAACAACUCCACCUACACCAGCCUUUGUGAAUUAAGAAGAGCUGCCUGUUUAGAGGGCAGGGCGAUCAAAAAAAUCUAUAGAGGACGCUGUAAAGCAAAUGCCACUUGUGACUCAAUUCGAUGUCGCCAGGGAAAAACGUGUUUAAUUGACUUAAAAACUGACCUUCCCGCAUGUGUUCUUUGUCCACCGAUCUGUCCACGAAUGAAGUUAAGUCCUGUUUGUGCUACUAAUAAUCAGACAUAUGUCAGUUGGUGCCAGAUGAUGGUUGAUUCCUGUCGAACAGGGGUUAUUUUGGAGACCAAAAUCGGCCAGUCUUGUUUAGAUACAUCGGAAAAAAACCGUAUCUCGAUAUCUCAAUACACACCUUAACUUACUGUGCAGGAGAAAGGCUGACUGCGAUGGUAUAAAAACGAAGGAUACAAAAUAGAGUUAGUAACUGUUUUAACAUUAUGAAAGGACCUUCCAGCAGGUUACGCUAUUUACUACCAGGAUUCAAGUGGAGCCCAUUACAUUCAAGUAUUGCACGAAUUCGUAAUUAUAUGGCUUAAUCAUCAUAAAGUGCUGUGUUACUGUAUAUUUGUAAAAAAACAAAAACAAAAAAACGAAGGGAUUAUAAUUUAUGUACCGUUACUUAUGAUUUUAUCAGUAAUUUCGCAACUUUUCACAGUGAGUUUUAGUGACAAUGAUAUUUAUACGCUUUAGGCCAACUAUAUAACCUUAAUGGUGAAACUUUUUAAUUUUUCUCUGCAUUUUGUGCAAUUUUGAAGCAAUUUCAUUUAUUAAAAUCGCCAUGUUUAAUUUAGAAUUGUAUGAAAUCAUUUCAAGGUCAGAUUCCUUUUCAUGAGUUUCUUUUAAGAAAUACUCAUUGAGCAACUACAAGAAUUAACAUCAUCUCUUUUUGUUGUUGUUGUUGUAUUAAUCGAAACAAAAGUAUUCAGACUAUCUUUCCAACUAUAGGCCUAAGGUCUUGGAGUAUCCGUAUGUCUAUUAACGCUUUUGUUAAGAUUCGCUUUAGUAGAUAUACUAUUCCUAUUUCUUGUUUAAAGGUAAAAUAACUGUAUAUCACUUACAGUGACAUGAGCUUUUACAUUAAACAUAACUUAUUAAAUUAAAUGCUAUAAAUCAUAGAGAACUCCCCCUAAUUUUGUCAGUGUUCAAUUAAGACGUUUUGAAAAAAAAAUAAUCGUCUUUCCUCUGUUUUCAUUUAUUCAGAUUUUGAAAAAUUUAAAUUGCUUCAGCUUUUUUAUGAAAAUUUUAAUCUUUCGAAUUUAAAAGAGAUACAACUCGUUGACUUCUGCAAACUAGAAAUGAGGUUUCAGGCUUAAAACUAAAAAUGUAAAUUAUGAAUUGAUUAAGCUUCCUAUAUACACACAUCAAAUAAAGUUAAGGAACACCAUAGUCUUAAAACACCUGGUAGAUUAGAAACGAAGAUAUACAAUUUACAUGUAUCAAGAAUUAUGAACAAUGCACAUGCACAAAAAUGUGAAGUUGAAUCAAGUUGGAAAAAUGGUACGAGAAUAAACAAUGUUUAGGAGGGUAUGAAGUGGUACAGCAAUAUGUAAUUCCAUUAAUAGGGAAUGUGACCACAGUGAGCUGGUAAGCAUGCACUACGAGGAUUAUUCAUGCUUACAAUGAGGCAAUUGGUCAAGUCCUGUGGAAUUAAAGGCCGCUAUUCAUGCACAGCUACUAUCAGCUGGGAAGUGGGUGAUUUCGUUUAGCUACACGUCUCUCCAGGGCAUCUCAAACGUGUUCGAUUUGUUUAGUUCUGGAGGAAACGCCAGCCAUUCUAAUAUUUCGAUUCCAUUAUACUGAAAAUAUUCAUCCACAAUCCUAGCUCUAUAUGGUCUUGCAUUAGCGUUCAUAAGGAUGAUAGAAUCGCCAAUAGCAACAGCAUUUUGGCGUAAAUAAUGCUCAAAGAUGCCGACCCUAUAUCUCAGAGCAUUCAUAGGGCCACUCUACAAGACAUAGAGAUCUGUGAGACUAUCGAUACAGCUGGCAACCCAGACUAAUAUUUCACCAUCUCCAAAGGUUUUCCAUUUGCAAGUGCAGCAAUUCAAAAAUCGUUCAUUUCAUCUUCUCCAGAUCCUAGCACGUCGGGAUACACUCUCCAAACUUAACCUUGAUUCAUCUGGUGAUCAAAAAUUGGUCUUCUACAAUUGUCCCAAUAAAGGUGUUCCUGACACCAUUUUCUCCUCUCUGCGCGAUGAUAAUGGCUUAAUGAAUCAAAAAUUAUAGGUAUUCGAGAAUAGAAUCCGAUCUUGAGAUGUCGGUUCCUAACAGUUUGGCUAGAUAUCCACACAUUAGAGGCCAGGUAUGGCUCUUAGAAAAUAAACGUGUUUUUUAUUCCCUAUUUCUUCUGGCCAGUAGGGAUAUGUAGCGAUCAUAUGUCACUGUUUUACUGAAAACGACCUGUUUUAGGACUAGCAUAAACAGUUCCCGUGUCUAAAAACCGUCUCCAUAUUCGAUUUAACACAUUAGGUGACACUCCAAGCCAAGACACAACUUGUAUCUGCCUUUGUUCUGCCUGGAGUCUUCCAGCUUCUCUCUACAUUAGACUGUCUUCUGAAUGUAAUUCACUGCCCAUGUUUAUUGCGAAGACUAUUAAAUUGGUUCCAUUGUACAAAGAUGUAGCUUAGACGGUCAGAAGGUCGAAUGACACGAAUUGAAAAUUUCCUACUUUCAUGAAUGUAUGGGAUACUGCUACAAGGAUCAUUUCGCCAGAGUAAUAUGCAGUAUCAUUUCGAACGUCAUUAAACCAAAAUCUCUCGUUUCCACUCUUUUGUUUUGUCCCUCGAUGGGAGGGUGGUAAGUUUACGAAUUUACAACGCUAAAAUCCGGAGUUUGAUUCUUCGCGGUGGAUAUAGCUGAUAGCUCAAUAGGACUUCGUUCUAGAGUCUAGAACAAACAACGCUCUUUUUCCUUUUUAUUAAAUUAGAAGUGUUCCUUAACUUUUUUAUGUGUGUGUAUUUUUUUUUCUCAUAUGUAUACUUUUAUUUCCGUCACAUUAACUGCCAUUUGUAUGCUUUAGGUAUUGAUAAAGCGUACACACUAAAACACAAAAGUUCGUGGACAUUUUCGUUAUGAAACAAUUUUAGAUCAUUACGUUCUUCUGAUUAUUUUAUAUUGUAUGAAAAUUUUUGCAGUUACACGAUGUUUAAAGGAACUUCAUAAUGGCUUAUUUUGAAUACUGAAUGUGUAUAAAUCUUGUAAAUGUAACGUGUACACUGACGGUACUGUUCAAUUUUAUGCUUGUUACUAAUUAUAUAGAGAUAUCACUUUCUCUUAUAGAAAGCACCAACUAGUUAUUUUAUUUCUCGUCUGUUCUUCAACAACAUUUUAUAGGCUAAACUUUGCAGAUGUUUUCUUAUAACAUUAACCCUCCAGUGGCACAGCGGCAUGUCUGCGGACUUAUAACGCUAGAAAUCGGGUUUCAAUAUCCGUGGUAGGCAGAACACAGAUAACCCAUUGCGUAGCUUUGUGUUUAAUUACAAACAAACUUACAACCUUAAAUGCUUGCUACAUGUCUAAUGAUAUAUUUAGACCAUUUUUGUAUAUUCAAAGAAAGGAAAUUAAAACUGUAAUUUAAAAACUUGUUAAUAGUAGAAGUAAUAAUAAUAAAAUCAUCUUAUUUACAUUGUUUAAAUUGGGUUAAAAAUAGGAAUAAAUAUUUAAAAAAGAUUCACAAUAGUUAAUGAUAAUAAAGUAUAAGUGGUUUUCUGUGGGCCGAUUGCUUACCUGUGGUCGGUGGUUAGAAAUUAGAAACGGCGCAACGCUAAUCCAGACCGCAUACUGACAAAUAUCAAGAACGAUACUUCGUAUUUGGAAGGAGGAUGCCUAUGUUGGGUCGGUGCUAAACUUCACUAGCGUCUAAAUAAAUGAUAAAUGAAACAGUAUUGUCAGUUAAUAUUGUACUACGACUUAAUCAGUAGUGAAAAACGAUGUGAGACUAGUUUUGACUAAUCUGAACAAUAAAAAAUCAGUCGAUUUGAUAUUUUUCCGUCUUUAUUAUGACAAUAACUCAAGGUAGGUUCCGCAUGUAAUUAGAAGGAGUAAAAACGGGUUUAGUACUUGUCAUGAUGAUAAUGCAGAAUAGAUUCUGGUGUUAUAUUUUUAAGUUUAGUGACUUAGGGGUCAGUCUGGUUUCAUAUUUCUAGUCGUAAUGAUGUAAAAGCUAAUAUGACUACGUAACAUCCAGCCAGUUUAUUUGGAAGUAUUCAGUGCUUCACUUUAUCUUGACGUAAUGUGGGGAAAGGUCAGGAUUCACAUGUUCUCUAUGAGGCGUGUUUCAUAUAUUUAAAUUUACUGAUAUGGAAGUCAAUCAGGUAUCAUUCUUUCUUAUGCACAAGUUAGAACCCUAUGUAGUUUCAUUGUUUUUUCAGUCUAAAAGUGUUAAAUUUGGUCUCGUUUGAUAUCUUUCAGUUUAAAGGUGUAGAGUGCAGUCUAUUUUGCAUUUUUCAGUCAUAUUUUAUAAUUUUUUUACUGAUGAUUAAGAUGGUAAUCUUCUUUCGUUUCAUCCACUUUUAUUAUGCGGAUUACUGCCUGGUUUCAUAUAAUUGCUCAACUGUAUUGUAUAUGUUUAUCAUAUUUUAGUAUAUAAAUCAAAGUGAACAAUACCAUUCGAUCAUGUCAUUUCCAUUACAUAAACUGUAUAUCUGUAUUCAUAGUGUUCAAAAUUCGUGUGUGAAAAAUGUGAAAUAUAGAGGAGAAUGCUCAUGAUUGAAUUCAAUUUUUCAACAAAUUAGAAUCAAGUCCAACGUAUUUUUUCUAGCAACUGUACACUUUUAGGAAUUAAUUGAUUUGUUUUAUAAAAUUGACUGGAAACGGGUAAGCUAAAGUGUUAAUAAUCGUGUUCUAUCUAAUAUUAGGUUUAAGUUGUAUUUGAGUAAAUGUUAUGUGAUGUUUUUUUGUAUUAAUUGUACUCUAUUACAUGUAAGCAUCGACACUGAUAUAUUUCCUCAAACCUGUUUUAACACAGUGUUUUGUUUUAGAUUAAAUCACUGAAAAAAAGUAGUCAGUUAGAUUUAAAAAGAUUCUUUUUUUACAGUACUGAGUUAAUCUAUUUAGAAUCUUAAAGUGAAUUUUACGAUUUUUACUGACCUGUGUACAGUAAAAAAAAAUCCUGGAUAACAGCAGUUCCUGAAAACAUCAUAUGGUUUUUUGCAAUCUUUGGUUUGAAUUAAGUUCAAUAAAAGGCAACUAAUGGAUAUCUCCUGCACUUCGAUUACUAUAAAACAAAGUUUUAGAUAAAUACAUGUACCAGUCACUUUGUAGAAAUAAAUGAGAUUUCACCGAUUUCA
Messenger RNA from Limulus polyphemus (Atlantic horseshoe crab), 5966 nucleotides. RefSeq names its product follistatin-like. The record is from RefSeq and is a predicted model, not a curated record. Gene Ontology annotation, molecular function: collagen binding; protein binding; calcium ion binding. Lineage: Eukaryota; Metazoa; Arthropoda; Merostomata; Xiphosura; Limulidae. The coding region runs from base 64 to 1038 and encodes 324 amino acids. The transcript is spliced from 6 exons. Gene Ontology annotation, biological process: anatomical structure development.